Clupea harengus (Atlantic herring) is the source of this 1468-nucleotide messenger RNA. RefSeq names its product tripartite motif-containing protein 16-like. The record is from RefSeq and is a predicted model, not a curated record. NCBI's taxonomy places the organism in Eukaryota, Metazoa, Chordata, Actinopteri, Clupeiformes, Clupeidae. The transcript is spliced from 7 exons. Gene Ontology annotation, molecular function: zinc ion binding; protein binding. Bases 1 to 1119 code for a protein of 372 amino acids.
AUGAUAGUUAGAUCAGUAGAGAUUUAUGAUUCCAUCCACAUGCUAGACAACAGCAAAGCUUGUGCUGCACAGACAGCAGUGGAGGACAGUGAGAGGAUCUUCACUGAGAUGAUCUGCUCCAUUGAGAGAAGGCGCUCUAGGGUGAAAGAGCUGAUCAGAGAUCAGGAGAAGGCUGAGGUGAGUCGGGCUGAAGACCUCCUGAAGCGGCUGGAGCAGGAGAUUGCUGAGCUGAAGAGGAGAGAUGCUGAGCUGGAGCAGCUUUCACACACAGAGGAUCACAUCCAUUUCCUCAAGAAUGUCCUGUCAAUCAGAGACUCUCCUCACUCCUCGCCCAGCAUGACCUUCAACCAAAGCUUCUCUUUUGAGGCUGUGAAGGAAUCUGUCUCUGGAGUGAAGGUGCAGCUGGAUGACAUCUUCAGGCAGGAAGUAGUCAGGAUAUCUGCAGCAGUAACGAAUAUCCAGAUCAUCCAGUCCCUAGAAUAUGCUGAUCCUGAGCUCCCAGUCAGAAGAACAAACAGUAAGGAGAACCUGCCACCAUCAAUGUCUGAAGUCCAGGCUGUUUUUCCUGAACCAGUGACCAGAGAGGAGUUCUCACAGUACUCCUGUCACUUCACACUGGAUCCAAACACAGCACACAGAGACCUCCAUCUGUCUGAGGGGAACAGGAGGGUGGAGAGGAGAGAUGAGGUCCAGUCAUAUCCUGAUCAUCCAGAGAGAUUUGAUGGGUUUCCUCAGGUGCUGUGUAGAGAGGGUGUGUCUGGACGCUGCUACUGGGAGGUUGAGAGGAGUGGGGAGCUGGUUAUGAUAUCAGUCUCAUAUAAAAGCAUCAGCAGGAGAGGAGGGGUUAAUGAGUGUGUGUUUGGAUGGAAUGAUCAGUCCUGGGGUCUGUUCCUCAGCAGCAGCAGCUCCUCUUUCAUACACAAUAUUAAAGACACUAAACUCCCUCUAGUGGCCAGCUCCAGAAUAGGAGUGUAUGUGGAUCACAGGGCAGGAACUCUGGCCUUCUACAGCAUCUCUGACACAAUGACCCUUCUGCACAGAGUCCAGACCACAUUCACUCACACACUCUACCCUGGGUUUACUUUUUGGGAUAUUGGAUCAUCAGUGAAGCUGCUGUGACUGACAUAUCUAGAUGCUGUCAUACAUCUCACACAUCACAUCAUGUUCUGAUACCUGGUUUUAUAUGACAAUCACAAUAUUAUGUACCAUGACAGUAAAUCUUAAUGAGACUGUAUUCAUCCAACAAUUGACCCCCAAUGAAAUGUGUUCCUCUGUUUCUUUAUUAAUACCAUUGUAAUGAUACCAGUAUGUUUUAAAAUGUGUUUCUGUUUCUUUAUUAAUACCAUUAUAAUGAGACCAGUAUGUUUUAAAAUGUGUUCCUCUGUUUCUUUAUUAAUACCAUUGUAAUGAGACCAGUAUGUUUUAAAAUGUUUCUAGUGCAGAAUAAUGAAUAAAGAGUUAUAGACUG